This is a messenger RNA of Pediculus humanus corporis (human body louse), 960 nucleotides long. RefSeq names its product Polymerase delta-interacting protein, putative. The transcript is spliced from 6 exons. The coding region runs from base 1 to 960 and encodes 319 amino acids. Lineage: Eukaryota; Metazoa; Arthropoda; Insecta; Psocodea; Pediculidae. Gene Ontology annotation, cellular component: nucleus; mitochondrial nucleoid. Gene Ontology annotation, molecular function: DNA binding. The record is from RefSeq and is a predicted model, not a curated record. Gene Ontology annotation, biological process: error-free translesion synthesis.
AUGUUUACAGUUCCAUUUAAUUAUAAAUAUAUGAAAAAGUUAGCAGAAGUUGGCAAAUUAGAAACACCUAAAGCUGCUGGGAAAUAUGACACUGGACAGUUAUUUUUGCACAGAGUAUUUGGAUACAGGGGAGUUAUUUUAUUUCCAUGGUUAGCAAAAGUAUAUGAUAGGGAUGUUCCUAAUAAGAGAGAAGUUUCAAAUGUCGAUGGAAAUGUUGGAAUGAAUGUCGGAAAGGAAGUUAAAGGAAGAACUCAUACCUUUUAUCAAGUAUUGAUUGACUCAAGAGACUGUCCAUACAUAAGAGCUCAAGCUGAAGCAGUCACUUUUUUAGGCAAUCAAGAAAAUAGUCGUAGUUUAUAUGCAAUUCCCGGGUUAGAUUAUGUAGCUCACGAAGAUGUUUUACCAUAUACAACAGCUGAAAAACAACCUCUUCAUCAUGAAUUAUUUGAUAAAUUUCUUCUUUACUAUCCAGACAAAGAUCCACCUUUUGGUGCUCAAGAAACUCUUAGAGCGUGGCAAAAAAAAAAUCACCCUUGGUUAGAAUUGUCUGAUGUACAUAAAGAAACUACUGAAAAUGUGAGAGUUACUGUGAUUCCUUUUUACAUGGGUUGUAGAGAAUCUCAGACAACUUCUGUAUAUUGGUGGAGGUAUUGUAUUAGACUGGAAAAUUUAGGAGAAUUAACUGUUCAAUUAAGGGAAAGACAUUGGCGUAUAUUCAGUUUAUCAGGAACAUUAGAGACUGUAAGAGGUAGAGGAGUUGCUGGUCAAGAACCAGUUUUAUCAAAAACCUUGCCUGCAUUUCAGUAUAGCAGUCAUGUGAGUUUACAAGCACCAAGUGGUCACAUGUGGGGAACAUUUAGAAUGGAAAGAGAAGAUGGAUAUGCAUUCGAUUGUAGAAUACCUCCUUUUUCAUUAGAAAGCAAAAACGAAGAGCAAAAAACUCAAAAUGGGCAAACAUAA